Molecule: messenger RNA, 1044 nt
Organism: Hydatigera taeniaeformis
Lineage: Eukaryota; Metazoa; Platyhelminthes; Cestoda; Cyclophyllidea; Taeniidae
Source: the annotation of a GenBank genome assembly
AUGAUUCUCCGUCACCGAUGCAAAUGCGUCUCCUCCACUCCUGUGUUGGAGUCGAGUGUCUUCUCUGCUAUUAUGGAAGAAAGCAGCGUUAAAGUUGAUUAUGGCAUUCACUCGUCUGUUCCGCCACGUCCGUCUAAAAAAAGGAGCUUUGUUAAUCUUCUGAAGAAGUUUUUGGAUAACAGUUCACGUAGUCAAACCGAUUGCGUGUCAACUCUGAAUUUUUACCGAAAGAGUUGUGCAAUUGCCUCUGAAAGCGAUAAGAAAGACAGGGGCAAUAAAAGUGUUCUUGAAAAAGCGCGCAAAAUUUCUUCAGUCACUAAGUCUAUGGAACCACUUGAAAUUUCUCAUCGCAAAAAAUCAAUGCAGACGGACGCGAUUCCUAAAUUAAGUACACCAUCGGGUCUGGAGAAUCUCGGAAAUACGUGUUACCUCAACGCCAUUUUACAGUGCUUAAGGUCAACGGAACUUGUUCGUGACUAUUGCGACACAUAUGACGAUAUCUCUAGCAAGCAGCUUAGGUUGAAUGGUAAUUUAUUUCCAACUUUUGCCGCUCUGAUAAGAAAAAUGGAGUUAGUAAACAAUGGAAGAAUUGGAUCAAGUACAAUACAGAGAUUCAAAGAUGAAUUUACGAAAUUCGUCCCUUGUUAUGGUGGAAAUCUACAACAGGACGCCUCCGAAUUCCUCACUUACUUAUUGGACGGACUGCAUGAGGAGACAAAGGAGCGUCCACAAACUCCCACUCCCAAUGAAUCAACCCUAACGAGGCCGAUCUCGACUGUGGCAUCACCACCAGCAUCUAUUGUGCCAGCUAAAUGUGGGCGGCGUUACAAGCUGCGGAUGGGUGGACUCAAAAAUAGUGAGAGCAGUGGAAAACUAAAUGCGGCCAUUGGCAGGGAUGCAGAAGCGUGGCCCGACACUACCACUUUUUACCAGUCCAAACCAAAACGGAAGAUGUCAAGGCUGCGUCGAUCACAGGUACGCGCCGUGUCAAUCAGCCGUGUUGACAGCCUCCGUCUCGAUGACCUCUGUCAGCCUGGCCUGUAA